AUGUUUACAUCUUUGAGCCGUAGAUCUCGAGAUCUUUUGUCAUUUGGGUCUAAUACUUUGUCUGAUUCUUUAUUGGUUGUUAACAAACCCUCGUCUUCCCGAAAGCGACAAAAACGUGAAUUAAACACUACUAAGGUUGAGUGUGAACUUUUACCUGCUAUUCAAAAUUUUCUUGCCAAGGUUAAAGCUGAAGCAAACAAAGGCCUAGAAGAUUGUACUUCAUCUUCUCAAGGGUCAACCUCUUCUUCGGGUUCAUCAGCAGCAUCAACAUCUACUGCCUCAUCUUCAAUCAUACCCUCAGGUUCAUCUUUCCAUUCAGCCUCGACUCAUACAACUACAUCAUCUUCAUCGGGUUCAGAGGAAACUACUUCAUCCUCCGAAGAAGAAUCAAGUCAACAAGUUGAAUUAAACGUUCUAUUCUAUAAACGUGAUCAUAAUUCCUCCGAUUCGAGUAGUAGUUCCUCUUCUGAAAGUGAUUCUGACACUGAUUGA
This is a messenger RNA of Panonychus citri (citrus red mite), 492 nucleotides long. RefSeq lists its product as uncharacterized. NCBI's taxonomy places the organism in Eukaryota, Metazoa, Arthropoda, Arachnida, Trombidiformes, Tetranychidae. The transcript is spliced from 3 exons. The record is from RefSeq and is a predicted model, not a curated record. The coding region runs from base 1 to 492 and encodes 163 amino acids.